This is a messenger RNA of Saccostrea cuccullata (small rock oyster), 645 nucleotides long. Its product is annotated as protein RFT1 homolog. The coding region runs from base 82 to 522 and encodes 146 amino acids. The transcript is spliced from 4 exons. NCBI's taxonomy places the organism in Eukaryota, Metazoa, Mollusca, Bivalvia, Ostreida, Ostreidae. Gene Ontology annotation, cellular component: endoplasmic reticulum membrane. The record is from RefSeq and is a predicted model, not a curated record. Gene Ontology annotation, biological process: glycolipid translocation; dolichol-linked oligosaccharide biosynthetic process.
CCCCUGUUACUAAGGUGGUACUGUCUCUAUGUAUUGGUGCUAGCAGUUAAUGGUAUAACAGAAUGCUUCUAUUUUGCUGUCAUGAGUAAGAAAGAGAUUGACAGUUAUAACCAUAAGAUGUUACUGUUCUCCAUUAUUCUACUGGUGUCUUCUCUAUUCCUGACUCGUCUGGUGGGAAGUGUGGGAUUCGUACUGGCAAACUGCAUCAACAUGGCCUGUCGGAUACUUCAAAGUGUUUAUUUCAUUCAUAACUACUACAAGGAUAGUGGAUAUAAACCUCUGCAGGGCUUUAUCCCCUCCUAUCCAGUCCUGGGAACACUGGUCGCUGCCUAUUGUAUCACAGCUUUGUCAGAGAGUUAUUUCUGUUGUGGCUAUGGCAACCUGUUCCGACUCCUUCAUAUCGUCAUUGGAGGACUCUGUUUAUUGUGUGUUCUGGUUACUAUGGCAAUCAGUGAAAAAGAACUUGUACAGUUUGUGACAACUCAACUCUGGGGACACAAAAUUGGGAAGACUGACCGCUGAUGUUCUGCACAGACUGUUACAAAAAUUAGGAUAUCUUUAUCGACUUCCCCAGGAUAUAUAUCCGUUAUUUUAUCAAAUACGAAUGGGGAUAAUUACUAAAUCAAUGAAGGAAAUAAAAACAUA